This is a messenger RNA of Aedes albopictus (Asian tiger mosquito), 8511 nucleotides long. RefSeq lists its product as uncharacterized. The coding region runs from base 143 to 8383 and encodes 2746 amino acids. Gene Ontology annotation, molecular function: serine-type endopeptidase activity. The record is from RefSeq and is a predicted model, not a curated record. NCBI's taxonomy places the organism in Eukaryota, Metazoa, Arthropoda, Insecta, Diptera, Culicidae. The transcript is spliced from 23 exons.
UCCCAUCCGGUGGAACUCGAUCCAACCGAACAUCGAAGCUUACUUCGACGAGGGUGACGACGAUGGUGAAGACGACGAGGAUGUGCUGGGUGGUUCCUUUCUUCCCCGGGACUGUCUCCGGCACGUGUGGAAACAGGAUCUGAUGUUCGAGGACCGGAUGGUGAUGAAUUGGAGCGUACCGGUGGUGGAUGCCAGGCUUGUUGAAAUCAGUAGCAGUGGCAGUAGUAGUAGAGAUAGUAGUCACGAGGACAAACGCCAACGCAACAGAACUGUCUAUUUUAGGAUAUUAUAUCGUACAAUGACCAGCCAUAUUGUUAACGAACUGAUUUACACAAUGGUGCUUUUAAAAGAAUGUAACUUACUACUUAAGGAAACCUCGGGAUCUCUUGACUCCGGAAAGCUGCCUGCGGAGUACGACGACUGUAGAAUAGGCUUCCCCUCGCGAUUGGAGGACCUGCAGCAGCAGCAACAGCAACAACAGCAAUUGCCACCGGGACUGGUGGUACAACUAACGAGGCUCAAUAUACCCUGCCGUACCGACGGUGGCUAUCUCAAAUUUAGUGACUCCAUCUCUGGCGGUAGUGCAGAUGGAUGGUUUGGUGGUGGUGGUAGUGAAGGUGCGGUUAACGGCGAACGCCGCUUUGACAUGCAGCCGGGAGUUUUGUGCGGGAAACUCGAAGAACUGCCCAAACACGAACGGACGUUCUACUUUCAGAGGCAUCGCAACACCAGCCUGGCGGUGCACAAUCGGGCGGUGUUUAGUUUUAACUUUAGACUAGUGGAUUACUGUUACAAUGUAACGCUAAGUGAUAGGAACAGUUCGGUGCUACUGAGGCCUUUGCGAGGUCUGGACUGCCGCUUCAAGAUACAUCUGCCGUACGGGAACCGGGUGCGGCUACGACUGGUGACUAAUGGUGCAGGGGAGUCUGUCAAUUCUAGUGUGGUGGUUAGGGAGCAGGUAGAUUUGGGUGCGAUUCAGGGCGGAGGAUUAACGCCCCAGUGCUUCGGAGGACUUCGUGUUGAAGUCUUUGAACUGCCGCAAAAUCGGUGGGUACAAUGCGUAGAUAGCUACAGUAGAGCAGCGGAGUAUACGUUGCUAUCCAGUGAUAAUAGCAUAGUGAUUCAAGUCAACAAGAACCCACUGCUGGCGGCCUUGGAAGCCGUAGCAGAGACAAACGAAAGCAGUAGUAGUAGUAGCAGUAUUAGGAAAUCAGUGCCAUCGCUACUCAUCGAAUACAGUUCGCAUCCGAUCGAGAAUGUCAUUUCACAAUGUGCCUUCGGAUGGAUCGCAAGUAAUCAGUUCUGUAUCGCCCCGUUUGAGGCCGAAAGGCUCAGCUGGAUGGAGGCCGAACGGGAGUGCAACCACCAGGGAGGUCAUCUGGCCUCGAUUCGAUCGGUCGCGGACCAGAAACUGGUCGAUCAGCUUUUGCUCAAAAGUCCUGGCUACCGGGACGGAAAUGCCUACUGGAUUGGGGCAUCGGAUAGGAUGCUGGAAGGAGACUUCCGGUGGAGCGACAAUCUGCCCUUUACGUAUUCCAAUUGGUUUCCCGGUUGGAUCCAGCAGGAGAACUACAAUCGACAACCGAACGAUGACGGCUUGAGCGGACAGGACUGUGUGGAGAUUCGACGCCAGUUCCAGACGCCUCCGGGGAUUUCAUCGAGCGUAAGUCCUCUGGCACAGUCGUACAUGUGGAACGAUCGGGACUGCGAUACGCGGAACUUUUUUCUCUGUGAGAGGCUAGCUGUUGAAGAGCCACUAGAGAAGACCUGGCACGACGAUUGCAACAAAACGAUCUCCCUGACGAUGGAUCGCCCAAAGGCAACCAUCUGGAGUCCGGGGUUUCCGAGGCCUUAUCCGGACAACGUAAACUGCCUGACAAUGAUCACUGCCCCUCCCGGCUAUCGGAUAGUGGUAGACUUCGAGGAACUAGUUCUUGAAAAUGAACCACUGUGCACUUACGACUAUCUCCAGAUCCUGGAGCCACCGGCCAACAUGUCCGCCGCCUACAUCAAGCAACCUUCCCGCUUUGCCUUCGGCGGAGUACCGCCGCUCUUCCAGACGCGCAAUCCGCGGCACAGCACAAGUCGCUACAACUACGUACGCCGCCGCAAAUCAAGCUUUCUGCCCUCCAAGCUCGACCUAGCCGAUCGCCUGAUGUCGACCUUCACCAGCAAAACCCCAAACCUCAUCCUCCAGCCGGAGGAUCCCAGCUACAACCCACGGCUUCCACCGCCGGAUCUCUACACCGGCCGUGUCCCGCGCAAAGUCUGCGGCGACUGGAGCUCCAAGCUCAAACUGCUCCGGCACACGACCAAGGGACCGCUGCUGGCGUUGCGGUUCGUGUCCGACUACUCCAACCACUACGGCGGCUACAAGGCCAAAGUUGCCAUGGAAAACGGAAGGCAAUGGCCACGUGUGAUAUCCGAGUGCUAUGACGAGCGCUUCAAGGCCUACAAUGUGUCGUGCUAUUCGUUCAUCUCCUUUCCGGAAGCGGACUGGGCGACGGCCCAGCAGAUUUGUCGGCUGAACGGAGCCCAGCUGGCGUCGAUUUCGACCACCGAUGAGCAGAGGUUCAUCACCUUCAACAUCCGCAACAGCCUGGACUACACACCCCGAGCGCUGUACUGGGUAGGUGGAGAACUAACCGAAGCCGGCGAGCUCGAAUGGACCGAUGGAACGAAGCUACUGUUUGAGGGUUGGCUUCCCGGUCAGAAGCCGGAGCCGACACAACCACCGCAAGCUUCCACGUCGUCGUCGUCGUCAUGCUUGGGACUCCAGUGGAAGAUAUCGCCCACGCCGAUGAUUUCGUCCGGUCUGCACUGGAGCACUCAGCAGUGCACGGCCAGGGGUGGCUACGUGUGCAAAAAGCCGCGUCCCACGGCCGACGAGAACAUGGUCAAGAAUCAGACUAUUAGUGGGACGGAGGGGCGGCUGGAUUCGCCCAGUCCGUACCCAGCUCACACGGAUUAUUGGGUUCGGUUGGUGGCUCCAGAGGGUACCCGAAUUAUCAUCCAGUUUCAGAAGCUGGACAUUGAAUUCCAGGAAGAAUGUCUGUACGAUUACGUGAGUAUUCAGAACUUCCAAAUUGUGCCGAAUGCGCCGUUGAACCCCGGGACCAAUCCGCAACCGAUGGCUAUGUUCUGGGAUGGCCGUACCGACGAUAGCCUAUUGUCGUCUGAUUACCAGAACGAGCAGCCCUUUCGACCGCUGUUGACCGGAGACUACAGCUACGAUCAGAAGACCUCGUCACUACCGAAGGACCGGAAGUUCUACCGCAAGCGAUCGCUUCUGGCAAACGAUGACAUCCAGCAGAAGCUGCAGGACAACAUCAAACUGCUGGAGAAGAUUAACUCGAAGCUCAAGGACCGUAAGAAGCGGUUCCUCAGCUCGGACAACUACAAAACGGUGAAGAACAGCUCGCAGAGUAUCACGUUAGAGUCCAAUACGGCAGUGGAACCGGUCGUCGAAGAAACGGAUCCGUCGUUCCUGCCGUACGUGCGGUGGUGUGGGACGCACGACUCCAACAUGACGCGCUUCAACUUCAUCUCGAGCCGGAAUGAAGCGUUUCUGCGGUUUCACUCGGACUUCUCCGUGGGCGGCGGAGGUUACACGGCGACCUGGAGCACGGUAGACGUUUCAGGCUGUCCAGUGCAAACGAUAACCUCGAGGGAAGGGACGAUCAGCAGUCCGAACUAUCCGCACUUCUUGCUGAACAACCUGGACUGUACGUACAUCAUUCAGGCUCCGUACGGGAAGAAGGUCUGGCUGGAGUUCACCUCGUUCGACGUCGCAGUGGAUGCCAUCGUGUACGUGGACAUUUCGGAGGGACCGUUUGAGCCGUUCCGGGACGCGAGUCACAUCAACGACGGGGUGUUCUUGAGCAAGGGUGAACGACUGGUGGUGCGGCUGAAGACAGGGACGCUUCCUCGGGGGAAAGGCUUCCAUGCGACGUUCAAGACCAUGAGUUCAGCGGCGGAGCACAGGUCCAUCCAUCUGGGAAACAGGACGAACGGUAACAUGUUCUACCUGAACUACCCGCAGUCGAUGCCGUACGAGAUUGACUUUACCCAACACCUGAUAGCACCUCUGGGGGAUGUGAUACUGCUGGAACUCCAUGGAGUGGGGUUCAGCGAACAUGGAUGCCACAAAAGUGGAUUCAUUGAGAUCUUCGACAACUACGCAGACAAGAAUGGAACGCUGUGGCACCUGUGUGAACUCAAUCAUCCGAACGCAUCCGCCUCCAAGGCCUAUUCGGCCGAGUACAAACUCAUCGAGAACAACCUGGCCAAACCGGCUCCGAUCUACAUCACGUCCUACCUGAACACCCUGCACAUCCGUCAGCGGAACGUCCAGGGUAUGGGCAUUCGGCUCAACGCCACCAUCCGGCUUCAGAACGACAUCGGCUACAAGAUGAAACUGAUCACCAACGAGGACGAGUGGGUCGAAAGCUGUAAGCCAAACCCGUGCCAAUCCGGUGGCAAAUGCUUCAUGCAGAAGGACGAUCGUGGCGUUUGCCAGUGCCGUGGUCACUUCACGGGUCGCUUCUGCGGGCUGACGAUGUGCGAACUAGAGCCGUGCUACUUCGGCAAAUGCGAAUUGACACAAUCCAGCUUCAAGUGCCACUGCCAGCCCGGCUAUAUGGGCAAACGGUGCGAUGAAAAGCCGAAACCUUGCGAAGAUAACCCUUGCGAGGGCCGAGGCGAGUGUCACCCGAAGAACGGGGGGUACUUCUGCCGGUGUCACGCCUGGUGGGAAGGACCCCGCUGCGAGAAACGAAUGAUGCAUAUCCCGUACAAGCCGCUGUCAGAACGGAUGCUACAGGAACCGUUCUGGCUGGGUCUGAUCACGGUAUUUGUGGUGCUGGCCGUCAUUGGACUGGUCUGGUGCGCCAAGCGACACUUCCCGGAGAAGAUCGAGAAGCUUCUGGCCGAUGAGGCGCAUCGAAACAGACCCACGAACUUCCCGCCACAUCACCUGAAUACGGCCCUUCGGGAGCAGCUCCAGGCAACGGCCGUCGGAACGGUCCCAUCGUCAACGGCCACCACCCCUGCGACGCAUCGGACCAUCUUCGGACGUUUGGGUAUUAGAAAACCAUCCAUAUUGAGCCUCAGCAGCCCUCAGCAAGUUGGAGGGGCAACCGCUAGAACAUUUUCAUUAGAUGAUCUAUUACGGCCCCCUCCUCGACGAACGCCAUCACCCCGCAAGAAGCGAAACAACUCCACGCCCACCAAGAAGAACGUCAACGAGAAGAAGCAGAUACUGCAGCAGCUGGUAUCGCCAGCACCCAACGCAGCCACCAAGCAAGUCAGCCUGGGCGAACUGAUCCAGCUGUCCGAAAACCGCCUCAAGGUGCACCACGCCGAGUCGGAAUCGGACCUCAAAGAAACGACCUUCUCCGAGCACUCACUUUCGGUGUCCUCCAUGGUCCGCCAGAUAUCCGACCCCAAGCUGGAGAAGAAGGUCACCUUUGCCCGGCUGCUCAGCAAGGUUUCGGCCGAGAUGAGCAGCGGGUCCGAAGACCUGGCCAAUGGAACAAAACAUUCUAGCGCUUUAAGUCUUCCGACUGAAGUACCGCAACGCGCAAAUUCCGUACCACCGUCACCAAGCACAAACGAAAUUCGUUCGCCGCACAGCACUUCCUCGAACCAGGGAAGCGAUUCGCUGUCCAGUUCCGAGCUAGCUUUGCAUGAUUUCGGUUUGCGAGGUCACCGGCGGGUCCGCCCCAAGGUGUCCAGCGCGGACUCCAUCCUGGCCAUGUUCAAAAACUUUGCGACAUCGAGCGCCGGCAUCAACCUGCCGUCGUCGAUCGUGAUAUCGCCGUCGUCCACUCCGACGGCGUCCAGCCCCCAGGAUGACGUGGCCGGCGAUGACGACUCGUCAACUUCGUCCAUCCACACGCCGGUUAGCUUCUCUAGCGGGGCACCCGACUCGCCCGUGUUCUACCGGCAGAGUACGAUCGAAGUACCUGUUCUCGAUGCACUUAGCGCUCACAAAACGACGCCUUCGACCGCCACAACCACCACUACACAGCUGCAUCCGCCAACCAUUUUGCUGGAGAUACCCAGCAACGGUAUCAAUAACAAGUGCCUGUCUCCAAUCAGAGAAAUGCCCACGCCGAUCCCGUCGCCAGCGUUGACGCCGAUCAUGCCACGACCGCAGCGGAUGCGAUCUCCCCAAAACAUGCAUGAGGAAUCCAUGUCCGUGACGUUCAGUGGCGACUAUUCCGGAUAUAACAACACAAACCCCAACCAAGUCACAAUCGAAAUCAACCAUCCCGAAUCGGACACCGAUUCACCCACCCCAACCAAUCUGUCCUCCCAGAGUGACUCCAACAGCUCGAACGGUUCCAGCCGCAGCCGUAAGGCUCCACCUCCUCCGAAGAUCUCCAUUUCGAUUGAUGUCCAACCCCCCACUCCGGAAAGGGAACGAGCUGUGCGACCUCGUGAUCUAGUUAUACCGGAGCUGGUCAUCCAGCAGCCCAGUCCUACGAAGGAACGCUCCGCGGUGGUGAUGUUCCCCGGUUCGCCGCCUCCUCAGAGGGCCAGCAUAGGAGAAACUAGCUUCCACUUCCCCAACAAGCAGCAGCAGAAAAGAUUGCUGAAACAGUGGGAGAAACCCGGCUCGUUGGAUCUGCCCUUCGAGCCGCCGAUGAUCACAAUCACGUCCAACAUGAGCGAGCUCGAGUCGGAUGCCGACUGCAUGUCGCCGGCCGCCACAGGUAAACCAAACGGUACCAACACCCUAGGCGUGUCCGGUAGUUCCGUAGGAAUGUGCUAUCUCAGUCCGUUUUCGAUGUGUACCCGUGGUGAUCGUGCGCCGUCCGAAAGUAACCUUAGUUCGUCCGGCUAUUCUAGUAUGGCUAGUCCCGGUCCCAGUAGGUGCGGAUCUAGCAAUCCUCUCUGUCCUAGCGAGAUGGAAGACCCCGGUACAGGUUCCGGAGGAACGGGCUUCCCAGGGUUGAGCUCCAUGAUGGGUGCCAACAUGCGACGUCACACAUCGAUACUAAAGAAACACAACGAGGCUACGGGAGGAGCCGGGGGAACGGCAACCGGCGGUAGUUCCGACCGCCACGAAUCCUUCCGACUGAGGUCCGACUCGGAAACAUUGUCCGAUGAUCCGCUGCUCGAGUCGAACGAUGAAGGCAUUGGAACAGACCAUUUGGACGAGAAGAUCGAAGACGGAGAAAUCAAAAGUGCCAAAGAGCUGGAGCUCUACAUCGGCAAGGAGCUGAUCGAGAAUGGACGGAACAUUCUGAACCAAACGGAAGUGGCCUCCAUGUCGCAACUGCAACUGCCGUCGAUCGUAAUACAGUCGGAGAGUGGGUUUGACAAGCUGUCGCCAGUUUCGUCGCGCUCCGAGAGCCCCCUGAGCGAUAGAACCGUUAGUAUGGAGCGAUUCUCAACACAUUUCUACGGCAAAAAAGAUCAACAGCUGCCGUUUACCGAUUCGGACGGACUGUACGACUUCCCCUCGUCCGACGGUAAAGGCAGCUCAACGAUUCACCACCGGAAGAGUACCGUCGGUCGAAGGAGAGAACGCCGAAGCUCACGCUCCGGAGCGACGCUCUCUCCAUCUAAAUCGACCUCUAUACUGCUUGAGAUCCCGAGCGGAACCUCCAAGGACAAGGACAACAAUGGCACGGGCGGCCAUAAUAUGUCGAUAAACUCCCACAACGCAAUCGGAUCGAAGUUCUCUUGCAACAAUACCCCAACUCGUAAAAGCCCCAAGAGGCGUCCACUGUAUCGACACCCCAUAGCGAGCAGCUCAUCGUCAACCGAAUCGUUGACCUCCACUCGCGAAUACGCACAAAGAUCCAGCAAAGCAUUCACGUCCUUCACGAGGGAAACCCAUCUGUGCGACUCCGGAGAUGACACCGGCGAGGAUGUGUCUAGCCAAAUACUGCCCAAGGUAACGGUGGAGGACAUCAGUGCUCGACCGCAGAGCAAGAUCGGACGCCUCCGCGCCAUUGGCAACCAGAUUCGCUUCCUCCGUCGCCUGGAGCGAUCGAUCCGGCAAAAGGACCGCCUAAUAAUCGUUUCGGACGAGGACGGCGGUGGUUCGUCGCCUCGGGACUCACCCCGGGUCACGUCCCCCCUGCUGAAGAAACAGGACAACAACGGCGCCCCAUCCACGAUGACCGGGACAAUGAUCGGUGGAGGCCGGAUUGUCGUCGAGGCGCAGCAGCACCCGCAACCGCCGCAGACAGGCCAACUGUUGAUGCCUUCCAGUGCCGUGGGGAUCAAGUCGCGGCAGAACUUCAAAAUGUCACGCCAAAAGCGGGUGGCUGGGAGCCGUGGUGGGGCUGGUGGUGGUUAUAAUGACCAAACGUGGCAGGAGCGCGAUCGGAAGAUGAUCGACGGUGGCGAUGUAAAUAGCGAUUAAGUGGGUGAGUGAGUGCGAGUAUGUGAGAAUGUGGGCACGUGUGCGUGCAACUUUAUGUAAAUAUCGUGAUGGUGAGUUUAUGUUGAGCGUUCUGCGGUGUCAUCCUUCUUCCAGCGAUGGGCAAAACU